AGUUACCAAAUACCAAUGAACCGUCUUGUUGUCGACUGUCUUCCCCUUACAGCCUCCGCUCUGUAGACUAGCCAAAAAACACCCAUGCUCGCACGCCUUACAAAUAGAAACUGUAAAAUCACGUUCCAGUAGUCCACGGAGUAAUGGCUGCCUUUUCUUCUUUUUCGAUCAGGGCGUUCCUUUCUGCACUCAGGAAAUACCAUUUGAGGAUUUGCGUUACCAAUCCUAACUCCAUUGCUCUUCGCUGUGUUGGGUACUUGGAGAGAACUUCCGUUUCUUCAUUUGCGUCCAAAGUUAGCGAGACCAAUUAUGCUGGUGUAGCUUCAAUCAUCGGGACUCGAAGGAUUUGGACCUGCCCACCAGUUUAUAUGGGCAGGCGCUCCAGCAAAAUCGCAACUAGAAAGGGAGCACAAGAUGCAAAGAAGGCAAAGCGAUAUGGGAAAAUUGGGAAGGAGAUAGUAUCUGCUGUGAGCAAAGGUGGGCCCAAUCCAGUUUCAAAUUCAGUUCUUGCUGCUGUCUUGGAAAAAGCUAGAGAGCUUGAUGUCCCUAAGGAAAUAGUGGAAAGAAACAUUAAGAGAGCUUCUGAAAAGGGCCAAGAGGCUUAUAUCGAGAAGAUUUAUGAGGUGUAUGGUUUUGGUGGUGUUAGUAUGGUGGUUGAAGUCUUAACAGAUAAGGUAAACCGAUCUGUGGCAGCUGUUAGAGAGGUUGUGAAGGACUGUGGUGGAAAGAUGGCAGAUCCAGGAUCAGUUAUGUUCAAGUUUAAGCGUGCAAGAGUUGUUACUAUAAAGCCCACUGAUGUUGACAAGGAUCAACUUCUGGCCAUUGCCUUAGAUGCAGGGGCAGAGGAUGUGAUGGAACCCCCAGCCUAUGUGGAUGCCGCUGAUGACGACCAGUCAGAAAACUGUUACAAGAUCGUUAGUUCAGCAGAAAAUUACUCAGAAAUAUUGGAGAAAUUGAGAGAUCAGGGAAUAAGUUUUGAACCAGAUGGGGGAUCUGAGCUUUUACCACUAUCUACAAUUGAGGUUGAUGAUGAAGCCAUGGAAUUGAACAAGGAGCUUAUGUCCAAAUUACUUGAACUAGAUGAUGUUGAUGCUGUUUAUUCUGACCAGAAAUGAUAGAUGCCAAACGUGCUCUGAAGCUUACAGAAUUGGAUGCCCUUCCAUCAGCAUUCUACUUCCUGAUUCAGGAAAGGUUUUUUAGUUAUGUUGAAGAGCAAUGCCACUCUUAUCAAGAAAGGCAACUUGGGGUAGAAAAACCUGAGGUGAAUGAGUUUGCAAUAAUAUAGGAACCGGUGCUAAGUAGUAGAGAAAUAUCAUUCUCUCGAUGCCCAGAUCCUGUAGGGUCCAAUUUGUAUUUUUAUGGCAGCUGCGUCAAAUUAAUUGACUUCUGAUUGAAGUUUUAAAUUCAUUCAAUGCCAUUUAACUCUUUGUUUUCAA
Messenger RNA from Nymphaea colorata (pocket water lily), 1436 nucleotides. RefSeq names its product probable transcriptional regulatory protein At2g25830. The transcript is spliced from 7 exons. Gene Ontology annotation, cellular component: chloroplast. The record is from RefSeq and is a predicted model, not a curated record. The coding region runs from base 144 to 1115 and encodes 323 amino acids. Lineage: Eukaryota; Viridiplantae; Streptophyta; Magnoliopsida; Nymphaeales; Nymphaeaceae.